CCCUCGAGACGUUGACAAUAUGCGCCAACAGUACGGAGGGCCCAAGCUGCCUGCAGAUCUACGUAACCAGUUUGGAGAUCCUGCGAAUCGAGGUAAGAGCAGUGGCGGGCGCAACGGACAGGUGAAUCGCAAGGACCGGCGCAAAGCCGAACGAGAGCAGAAAAAGUCGCAACGAACACAACCAACAAGACCGCCGCCGCCCCCUGUAGCACAUGUACAAAGCACGAAGCGAGGUGCGCCAGUGCGGCAUGAUGAGGAGUCUGAGGUGGAUUGGGAGGAGAGCGAUGACGACACAGCACCAGUGAAGGAGAAGGCAGCACCGAAGAGCAUACUCAAGAAGAAGGCGCAAUCUGAAGAGGAAACGACGUCUGCACCUGCCAAGGUAUCUCGUGCCGUCCAGGAGCGACUCGACGAAGAUGAUAAGGAGAUCCGCGCCCUGGAAAAGAAGCUGGGAAAGAAGAAGAAAUCGACCUCAGGCGGAGAUGAUGGACUUGACGAUAUUUUCGGCGAUCUAGGAGAAUUCAGCGACGAGGAUAUGCCCGAGAAUCCUGCUUCCAAGAGAAAGCGGACCGAAGACGAUGACUGGUUGGCCAGUAAGAGACAAAAGGCGUUGGGAACCGUUGCUGCGCCAAUGUCGGAAUCGGACGACGAGGAGGAGGAUGAGAUAGAGAACCCCUUCUCUGAGGACGACGAUGUUGACUCCGAGGACAUGCUCAGCGACGACGGCGAAGAUCACGACGACGCGAAUAGCGAAACGGAAGACGACGAGGGCAAUAUCGAAAACCCAUUCUCUGAAGAUGAACUAUCGGAGGAUGAGGAGGACGAAGAACCAGCGCCGCGAAUACGAGAAAAUCCAUACGUUGCGCCAGUAGGUGCAAACGCUGCACCAACCACGAAAUACAUUCCACCGGCCUUGCGAGGACCACCUUCAUCUGAUGUUGAAGCGCUAUUACGCCUCAAGCGCCAGGCUAACAUCCUUACAAUCCUUAAAGAUAUUGAGAAGAUUUAUGCAACAAACCCCCGCGGUUAUGUCAACACAACACUGAUCGAUCUGUUGAUUGACAUGCUUUCGGAUCCAUCAGCACUUCUGGAGUCUUUCAUAAUCCUGCAUGCCGGUUUCAUCGCAGCGGUCUACAAGGUCAUUGGGCCAGACUUCGGUGCUCAAAUUCAUUAUCAGCCAAACAAAAAUGGCGUCGGGAAACACACCACAAACCUCAUGUCUGUGGUGUCUGAGCUUUACACAUUCCAAGUCAUCGGCAGCAACAUUGUCUUUGACUACAUCCGGUUCUUCCUGAAUGAGCUUUCUGAGAUAAACACAGAGCUUCUUCUGAGGAUCGUUCGCGCGGCAGGCCCGCAAUUACGACAAGACGACCCGACUGCACUCAAGGACAUUGUAGUCCUGCUACAAAAGUCUGUAGCGAGCGUGGGCCAACAAAACCUGCCGAACAACAAGAUGAAGACGGGCAUUGCCGGCGCUUCCAUCACCAGAGAACGUACAACCCAGAUGAAGAAGCAGCUGGGCACACUGAACGCGAGGAAUCUCAAAGCGACUGAGCCGUUACGGGUCGGCUUGAAGGACAUCAGAGAUACAGACAAAGUGGGCAAGUGGUGGCUAAACGAUGUGUCUAUAGAUCAAGAUAAGAGGCCGAAUAGCGAACAAGCCAAGACCGAAGAGGAAGAGGAUGAAGAUGGCGAAGUCGACCUUGUCCAGCUUGCCCGAGAGCAGCGUAUGAACACCGACGUGCGCCGAGCUAUCUACGAUGCGCAGAUACGCUUGAAUAAGCUGAACCUCAAGAAAGCACAAGAAAUCGAGAUACCGAAGACAUAUAACCCCUAUUAUACCAUACUGGCACGAAAGUUUGCACUCUGGGACAUUUUCAAGAGUCUUGGAGAGAACCAGGACGGUGGCGCAGAGUCGGACGACGAGACGGACAACAGUAACGGCAAGCUCUAUGGUACACUGGUCGCAAAACGGGUGAUGUCCAUCACCUGCCUCAAAAACCUCAACUUCCCGUAUCUGCAGCCAAAGACCAAGACGUUCGUGGAGAUUAUGCUGGUCACGGCGAUUCUCGAGACGCAGAAGGGCGCAAAUGGCGACAAGAAGGAAACAGCUCUUUUGCAGACAUUCGUUGAAGUAGAUCAAGCACCUGAGAUGGUGGCAGGUAAGACAAACAUCGUUGAGAAGUCAGAGAAAGAGACGGUCAAGUGGGGGUGCAAAGCUGCCAUCAGCCUGUGCCACCGCAGCUUCUUCUGGAUUACAGUUCCGUCCGCCCAUCUCACAAUGUUCCGGUCUCUGGCUCCCCGCGCCGUGCAGAGGGUGACACGGCCCGUCUCGAACAGCACAUUCUGCGCAUCCAACAUCUACUUCCAGAACAGGUUACGACGAGGCUUUGCGUCGGAAGCUGAGGAGAAGGAUCUGGUCAUCGUUGGUGGCGGUGUCGCGGGCUAUGUCGCAGCUAUCAAGGCUGGACAGGCCGGCCUGAAGGUCGCCUGCGUCGAGAAGCGCGGCUCCCUCGGAGGAACCUGCUUGAACGUCGGCUGCAUUCCCUCCAAGUCCCUCCUGAACAACUCGCACCUUUACCACCAGAUCCUCCACGACACCAAGGGCCGCGGUAUUGAGGUCGGCGAUGUCAAGCUCAACCUCCCCGCUAUGAUGAAGGCGAAGGAGACCUCGGUCUCUGGUCUGACCAAGGGUAUUGAGUUUCUUUUCAAGAAGAACAACGUCGAGUACAUCAAGGGCACUGGCGCGUUCCAGGACGAGCACACCAUCGCCGUCAACCUUGUUGAUGGUGGCGAGACUCAAGUCCGCGCCAAGAACGUCCUCAUUGCCACUGGUUCUGAGGCCACACCUUUCCCCGGCCUUACUAUCGAUGAGCAGAGGGUCAUUACCUCCACUGGCGCUAUCGCGCUCCAGGAGGUCCCCAAGAAGAUGGUCGUCAUUGGUGGCGGUAUCAUCGGUCUUGAGAUGGCCUCUGUCUGGUCGCGUCUCGGCUCUGAAGUCACUGUUGUUGAGUUCUUGGGCCAGAUUGGUGGCCCCGGUAUGGACAACGAGAUCGCCAAGAAUGCUCAGAAACUGCUCAAGAAGCAGGGCUUGAACUUCAAGCUCAACACCAAGGUCACCGCUGGCGAGGUUUCCGCGCAGGGCAUCAAGGUCAACGUUGAGGCCGCCAAGGGUGGCAAGCCUGAGUCUCUUGAUGCUGACGUCGUCCUCGUCGCUAUCGGUCGUCGUCCUUACACUGCUGGCCUUGGUCUUGACAACGUCGGUCUUGAGACCGACGACCGCGGCCGCCUGAUUAUCGACCAGGAGUACCGCACCAAGAUUCCUCACAUCCGUGCCAUCGGUGACGUUACCUUCGGUCCUAUGCUUGCCCACAAGGCCGAGGAGGAGGCUGUCGCUGUCAUCGAGUACAUCACCAAGGGCCAUGGCCACGUCAACUACGGCGCCAUUCCGUCGGUCAUGUACACUCACCCCGAAGUUGCCUGGGUCGGUCAGAACGAGCAGGAGCUCAAGGAGGCCGGCGUUAAGUACAACAUCGGAAGCUUCCCCUUCUCCGCCAACUCGCGUGCGAAGACUAACAUCGACGCUGAUGGUAUGGUCAAGAUCCUUGCGGACGCCCAGACUGACAGGAUAUUGGGCAUUCACAUCAUCGGCCCCAACGCUGGUGAGAUGAUUGCCGAGGGCACCCUUGCUCUCGAGUAUGGCGCUAGCUCAGAGGAUGUUGCACGAACAUGUCACGCUCACCCUACGCUUGCUGAGGCGUUCAAGGAGGCUGCUAUGGCCACCUACGACAAGGCCGUCCACUACUAGAUUCCCGGUUUCAAGGUAUGGGGUUUUCUUUCAGCAUCAGCGGCAUGAAUUAUCGAGCUCUCGAGCGGGGAGUUGUGAAUAGUACCCUGUAAUAUAUCUGAUGCAAUGCUUGUUAAAGAAGAAAUGCAAUCGUUGAAG
Molecule: messenger RNA, 3946 nt
Organism: Boeremia exigua
Lineage: Eukaryota; Fungi; Ascomycota; Dothideomycetes; Pleosporales; Didymellaceae
Exons: 16
Coding region: 20-3808 (1262 amino acids)
Cellular component (GO): mitochondrion; oxoglutarate dehydrogenase complex
Molecular function (GO): flavin adenine dinucleotide binding; dihydrolipoyl dehydrogenase (NADH) activity
Source: RefSeq, a predicted model, not a curated record